Chiloscyllium plagiosum (whitespotted bambooshark) is the source of this 2062-nucleotide messenger RNA. NCBI's taxonomy places the organism in Eukaryota, Metazoa, Chordata, Chondrichthyes, Orectolobiformes, Hemiscylliidae. The record is from RefSeq and is a predicted model, not a curated record.
AGGAAUCAAAGAAAGGUCCGGAUGGCCUGGCUCUCCCCAAUAACUACUGCGACUUCUGCCUGGGCGACUCGCGACUCAACAAGAAGACGGGCCAGUCCGAGGAGCUGGUCUCGUGCUCCGACUGUGGACGCUCAGGACACCCAUCGUGCCUGCAGUUCACCCCGGUGAUGAUGGCGGCUGUGAAGACCUACCGUUGGCAGUGCAUUGAGUGUAAAUGCUGCAAUCUGUGUGGAACCUCAGAGAAUGAUGACCAGCUCCUCUUCUGUGAUGAUUGUGACCGUGGUUACCACAUGUACUGCCUCACCCCACCGAUGUCGGAGCCCCCUGAAGGUGAGCCAAGAGCAGUUUGUUCACCUUGCCUCUGCCAACGCAGUGAGAUGGCCGCCGUGUUGUCUUAGCCAUUGGCUGCGGGAGGAGUGAGGGAGCCAGACACUCGGACAGGGACAGGCUGUGCAGUGCCUCCUGUGUUCCUUAAUCAGUCAGGGCUCUCUGUUCCUUUUCCCAGUUUGUGAAAGGUGUGAUUAGAUUGUGUAACUAUCCCAGCGGAUUGGACAGUGCGAAAUGUGACUGCCCCCCUCCAUUGAAGAGAGGAAAUUCCAGACCAGUUUGCCUAACCCCAGUGGCUGAGAGAUGCUGGAAAGGAUGUGCUAAAUGGGCACUUUGAAACCACCAGUCAGCAUGGUUUUGUGAAAGGGAAAAUUGUGUUUGACAAACCUACUGGAGCUUAUUUGAGGAUGUAACUAUCACAAUAGAUAAGGGAGAACCAGUGGAUGUGGUGCAUUUGGAGUUUCAGAAUAUGGAUAAAGUAUUGUGUAAGAGGUUAGCGUGUAAAAUCCAAACAGAUGGGAUUGAUGGUAAUAUACUGGGAUGGACUGAGAAUUGGUUAGCAGACAGGAAACAGAGUAGGAAUUAUAUGGGUCAUCAGAGGGAAAUGCCAUGAUAAGUAUGAUACCACAGGGAUCACGGCUUUGGCCCAAAUAUUUUCAAUAUAUACCAACAAUUCGGAUGAGGGAAUCAAAUGUAAUAUUUCUAAGUUUGAUGACAACUCAAAACUAGGUGCUAUUGGGAACGGUGAGGAGGAUGUGACAGGAUAUCCGAACGAUUGGGACCAGUGAGUGGAGGGGCAAGAGGAGGCCAUUCAGCCUGUUCUGCCAUUCUGUGAGAUCACGGUGAUCUGUAGCUCUCAGCUCUCCACAUGCCUGUGUUUGGCUGAUAUCCCUUAAUGCUUCCCACAAACAGAACCAUCUCUGAUUUCAAACUUAACAACUGAUCCAGCACCCACUGCCACUGGUGAGAGAGAAUUCCAAACCUCUCCCACCCUUGUGUGCUUGUGGACACUCCUCCCCUCUCUCACUGGGUGCCAUGGUGCCAACUGAAGUACCUACCUGCCAUCCUCUGGAAUGAGGCGCUAUAAUGUGGAUCCAUGUGGCGGACACUUUGGUGGGUGAAGCAGGUGGGUGCAACAUUGAAAUGUUGAAGGCCAGGGAAGUGUGGAUUUACAAAGUACACCGAACACCGAAAGGCAGAGGUUCUGAGGCCAAAGGGAUGUUGGCGAUCAUUGCCAGAGAGCUUGAGUUCAGGGGUAGGUGUAUCUGUUCUGGGGACCUGGGUUUGGAUCCUGCCUUGGCAGAUGGUGGAAUGGGAAUUCAGUAAAAAUCCCGAAUACUGAUGAUCGCUGUCGAUUGUUGGAAACCCCCAUCUGGGUCAUUAAUCCCCUACAGGGAAGCUGUCCUUACCCGGGUCUGGCCUAGACGUGACUCCAGACCCACAGCAAUGGGGUUGACUCUGAGCUGCCCUCUGGGUAAUUAGGGAUGGGGCAAUAAAUGUUGCCCGAGCCAGAGACCCCCUCACCCUGUGAUUGAACAAAGAAAACUUGGAUAAACUGAGGCUACGGGAAAUGGAUAAGAGGUGGAGAUGAAAUUCCACAACUUGGAUUGGAGUUGCUGAGAGGAGGGAAAGAGAGUGAACCCAGGACUAACCUGUUUGUGGUGGUACAGUGUCUCAGUGGUUAGCGCUGCUACCUCACAGCACCAGGGACCCUGGUUUGAUUCCAGCCUUGGGC